Messenger RNA from Dichomitus squalens LYAD-421 SS1, 1638 nucleotides. RefSeq lists its product as uncharacterized. Gene Ontology annotation, molecular function: protein binding. The record is from RefSeq and is a predicted model, not a curated record. Bases 1 to 1638 code for a protein of 545 amino acids. Lineage: Eukaryota; Fungi; Basidiomycota; Agaricomycetes; Polyporales; Polyporaceae. The transcript has 4 exons.
AUGGUUUUCCUCCACCUGGAUGAAGAUACGCUCGUCCUCAUUUUUCGAUUUUUGCCAGUCUCGUCGUUCAUCGCCCUCCGACAGACCUGCAAGCGGCUGGAGAGCAUCUCCAGAUUGCGCUUCAUCUGGCGACAUGCGUGCAUUGACCAAGUGCUGUCCCGGGGCUAUCCCUUUCCCACCCGUCAGCUCGCCACGGCCUCUUCCUCCGAGCUUGAACGACUCGUUAUCCAUGCUCUACGCCUCGGCUCACUUUGGACCAGCCCAGGAGAAGAGUCAUAUCCUCAACCGCUCGAGUUUCAGGCGAGCACAGGGACGGGCGUUUCGCACGUCCAGUUCCUCCCAGGACAUGGUGGGCGAUUUGUUGUGACAGUCUACAAGGGCAUAUGGUCGAUGAUCACCUGCUGGGACAUCGGCGACGUUUCCCGACGUUUGACGCACAACGCGCGCAAGCUCGGUGACUGGUGUCCCAAGAACACGAUCUUUGCCGGCUUCGCGGUCAACUCGGACCCGGAUUCCAUCGCCGCAUUGGCAGUCGCCGUGCAGCACGGAGGCGGGACCCAGAGCAUCGAGGUGCUGUCAGUCUCUACCGAUGAUGGCACGUCGUGUUUCCGAUCUAUCUGCAACAUCGCUACGACGUUCCGACCGGUCGCAUUGCAAGGGGACCUGAUCGCGUUCAGCGACGACGCUUCCGAGACCAUUAUCAUGAACUGGCACGAGAACACCUUUGCUAUGCUCAAAGGGUUCCAACGCCCAGUUGAUGAGCAUUUUCAAUACAAUCGCUGCCUGCAGAUCUUUUUUGCGUACAAAAGCGUCCUCGUCGUUCGUGCGCGUUCAGUAGAGUUGUUUGCAGAACCCGAGUUGCGUCCAGCCGGCGGGGACUGCACAACAUACCACCCCAUCGGCUUCCACACGUUCGGCUGGAUCGAUGGCGUCGCUGUCAAUGCCCAGAAGGGGCCGCUCAUCGACGCCGAGGGACUUGCGCGUCCUCUAGGUCACGAGCCACUAUCUAUCCUCUUGCGCUCGGAGAGUGACGAUCCAUGGGCAUCGGACGUGCACAAGCUGGAGCAAUACAUACUCUCCCCAAACCCAGCCUUCGACGACCUCUCGGGAUUGCCCCGCGCAUAUCAUUCCGGGCAGCCAAACGAACAUCCCGUCACGGAAGACGUCGAGCCCCCCGCACCCUACCUCUUCCCGCCCGUCCGCGCCGAACACACCUCUCCCACCGUCCGCGGCUUCCUCCGCUGCAGAGACAUCGCCCUGGGGCCCUCCGGCACCGCGCUCUGGAUCCAGCCACGCGCCGCACGCACCGCGCACCUCACCGGGCUCGACGUCCACUCGUCUCUGACUCAGAUUGCGGACGUCAUGAACCCCGACUACCAGCACCCCGAAGACGUCCCGCUCAACCCCGGGGACCCGCAUCGACCGACGGGUCGCGCGCGCAUCGCGGAGUCGUUGUGUGCGGCGGUGUUCGCGGGGCCUUUGCAGAGGCGUCAUCCUGAGAUGCAGACGCAGGCGAGAACGCUGUGGGUGCAGGGGAAGGAAGGGUGCAAUUGGACGGCGGUUGACUAUGACGAGGAGGCGGGGCGGGUCGCGCUUGGGUCGAGCGAUGGGAGUGUGACGGUCUUGGGUCUCGUAUAG